AUGGAAGAUAUUGUGAGCGAAGUACCAAUCAUCAGCGUGAAGCGCCUGCAUCGGUUUGUGGAAGGAAACAGAAUUCCGGCAAACCGCAUCAGCGUAAGGUUUCGAGCAAACACUUUGCCGGAUCGUAUCCGGCUUUUCUUCUGCUGUAGUAGAGUACGGCCCUUCAAUCAGAAGUUGAUUGCAUGCGGAAAGUGUCUCAGAUUUAACCAUAGUGAGUCGCGCUGUAAGGGGAUUCGAAGGUGCAAAAAAUGCUCCGGGCAACACGAGACUGAAGAGGAGUUUAAACACUGUAACAAUAAGCCGAGAUGCGCGCACUGCAAAUCAGAAGAACACUCGAUGGAAGAUGAGAAGUGCCCGGAAAAAGUCAGACAGAAAAAUAUCAAAAUGUUGAUGGCGAAAUCAGCAGUCACGUUUGCUGAAGCAAAAGAAUGUUUCCCUCUACGAACGCAGAACACUUAUGCUCCACUUGAGGACAUCAGCGAAUUCCCAGCAUUGGGCGAAUCGUAUGCAGCAACACAACACGGAGAUUCACUACGAACGCAAUGGCAGAAAACAAACCUGGAAAGAGAGAAAAUCAAACCUGCAGUGAAGACGUACCCGGACCAGCCGAAAAAACAGACGAAGGGAACCAAACGACCACGCCAAGAAGGUCAAUCCGAAGAAACAACAAACGCGACGAAGACAACCAGCGAGCGAAAUCGAAUUAUCAGCAACGUAACCGGUCAAACUAUGGACGGCGCAGCGAUGAACAACCAAAGGGACAACAUCGAAAAGGAAAAGGGCGGCUAG
Messenger RNA from Armigeres subalbatus, 789 nucleotides. RefSeq lists its product as uncharacterized. Lineage: Eukaryota; Metazoa; Arthropoda; Insecta; Diptera; Culicidae. The coding region runs from base 1 to 789 and encodes 262 amino acids. The record is from RefSeq and is a predicted model, not a curated record. The transcript has a single exon.